This is a messenger RNA of Acaulospora morrowiae, 2252 nucleotides long. NCBI's taxonomy places the organism in Eukaryota, Fungi, Glomeromycota, Glomeromycetes, Diversisporales, Acaulosporaceae. The record is from the annotation of a GenBank genome assembly.
CAAUAUCCGAGGUCUAUGAUGGACAUUAAUUCCGUUGAACCAAAAUUGGCUGUUGAAAUCGUUAAAACGAUUUUAAAGUAUAUUAACGAUCUUCCGCCAAACCUUGAUGAAAAGGAUGUCGAAUUCAUAAAUAUAGGUCGCCAGAUGAUUGAUGCCCUUUUGAUCGGAAAAGGUUGUGGAGGGGUGGGAUGUGUGCCCCACUAUCAGAUUAUUGAAGAGCUAGAGAAUGUAUACGGACAGACCGCUCAGGGAAAUUUCUUGCACGUACAUUGGUCGAUGGAACAUUUUGUCAAUGAAUUAUCACAACGUCGUAAGCGACUCGCGUUUUUGAUGAUACCACCUGACGCUUCCUGGCUGUUAAUAUCGCAAUACAGUCGGCAUCAUGAGUAUGAGGAUGUGACUAGUUUAGAAAGUCAUCGAUCAUUUUUCUGUGAUUAUGAAUUAUUUAUCGAAGAAGGGCAUGUCUCCACUGUUACCUCUAGAUUUCGUGAUAUGCUAUUUCAACGUGCACCAAUCGAAGAGAUUCGAAUGCUAAUGAAGGCGGAGAAAUCUCGGCACUCUAUUGGAACGGAACCACUGUGCAAAGCUUUCUUUUCAAAAGCAUUUUUUUAUAACGUCAAUUACCAAAUUUCGAAUGAAGAAAUUUUAAUACCCGACAAUUUGGACUUCUGGGAGUUAAUUAUUGAACUUGGUGAUCAAUUGUAUGGCUUGGUGACAUCUGAGAAUAUGAAAUAUGAAGAAAUUCUGCGCGAAUUUUAUCAUAUGGUUUAUCCAAAACACGGAGGUCAUUUUAUUGUACACGGACACACCAUUCCUAAAGAUAACACGUUAAUUUGGUUGUUAGUGCAACUAUUUCGUAUCCUUACACCGGCGAAAUCAGAAAACUUUUUUAUUCAUGAUGAAUUUAUGUUCCAUAACUUAAUGCAUUUUCCAGACAUUGAAAAUAUUCAAGAAAAAGUCAUCGCAGAGGAUAUGAAAACUAAUGAAAGUCUGUUUAGUAUGCUCAUUCAAUUGUACAACGAUUCACAGACUAGGUCCAAAGAUGCCUUUUAUUUGCGAGAUUUAUCCUUACAAUGCGCACGAAUGAAUAUUCGUGAUAGAAAUAGCCUUAAACAGCGCCACCCUCAGAUUGUAGCUGCGCUGCAUUACAUGACAACCUUUCAUAGGUUACAGGAACAAUCUGCAAACUAUAAAACAAACAUCACAGACCAUGGACUUUUCCGCGAUUUGCCUAUCCAGGAUAUGGUUAAGGUCGCUAUCUGCAGUCAAUGCUUUAAAAAUACAAUAGCCGAUACAAUAUACGUGUAUUUGGUUCCGGAUCGGCGCAUAGAAAGUGGGAAACUUGGAUUUCCCGAAACAAAAUUUUUGAAAGGUGGAAAUAUUAAUUAUAAACUUUUGGAUUUCAUUAAUAUCCAUAAUAAACACAGACUUUCACAACUUAUAUAUAAGAUGAUGCUUGAUGGAGAAGCCUGGACAAAACUCAAUACCGAUCAUGAGCAAAAUGUGAAUUGUGUGUCACCUUACCUUUUGGACGUCCUUUACAAAAUUGUUUAUAGUUCACCUUGGUCGUUGGAACUGAUGGUCAAGGAAAUAUUAGAGAAACUGAAACGUAUUGAUAAGCAUACCAAAAGUUUUGCCGAAGGGGGGGCUCCCUUAACCGAGACUUCUUUGCGAUGGCAACAUACCAUUCUGCAAAUCUUCAGUCACCGGUUUCUUAGGCUACUAAAAUAUUCUGCAAAGGCAUACGAAUUAUUACAUCAUAUAAAAUACUCAGUAUCUUAUUUGGAUCACCGUCAGACAUAUCAUGACGCCGAAACAUUCGUGAUCCACAUUAUGAUGAUUCAAAAUAAUUCAAAGUUCAUUAAAAGUCUAAUUGAUCCGAGUCGUGAAAAGUCGCAUUGGUUUCCAGAAUCAGAACUAUUGGCGAGAUACGCCAUCUUUACUUUGGCACGUUUGAUAAAAUUAAGGGGUCGGGAUGAUAUUCACGAUAUUGAAAGUAUAUUAACAAGCAUCUAUCCUCAUCAAAUUCAUUGGUCGGUCACGACCCUUGGGUUUUUCCCUGAACCAUUGGGAUCUUACCUUGCUGCACAGCAAUCGGGAAUCGGCGCUAUUCCUUCUGUGGAAAAAGACGUGUCUGCGUCAAUGCAUGUCGGAAAUCUCUGCAAUCUGUUCUUAGAUCAAACUCUUCCUCCUGACGACGAAGAAGUGUUGAAAGAACAUUUUUCUCAGAUAAAUAAUCAACCGAUAUUUUU